AUGGUCGUGGUUGGGGAAGAACUCUUUCUCAAGAUCACCAUGUGUGAUACAAAUGAAAAGUUUGAAGCGAUCCUCGACAAAUAUCUCGUCGAUAUCAUAAACGACAUCAUUGUACGACAAGAAAAAGCACUCGAGAUCAUUUCUCACAUAAGAAGUCGCGUAAAAUCACUGGAAACAGUUCAACUGCCCGUCGCGCCGCUUUUUGACUUGUUCGAAAAUCGGCAUUGCUCGAAUGCAGAGCAUGGAAGAGCUGGAAAAUGUCAUUAUCAGAUGCCUACUUCAAAAGAUCUUCCCUUCAUGAGUCAGUGGUCACUGAACUUUCAUAGAAUUUUGAACACAACGGGAAAAGAAGAGUCCUGCAAGAUCAUUCAAAAGCACGUGUCCAAGCUCAGAGGAAAGUUCUCAGACGAAGACUGGCCUACAUUUCUCACUCGAUUCGCGACCUUUAUCAAAUUUAUCCUUGUUUCCGACUUGAGCCCUCUUUGUAUUUUAUCGCCGAAAGAAAAGAUGGAGAUUGCUCAAUCCCGGCUCAAUCAAAUUACGCGCAAGGAUGAGAUCACGUCAGAUCAAAAAAUUAAAGAGAAAUCGACCAUCUGUCAUUUCAUAAUCCACUGGACUUAUAUUUCUGGAAGCGAGCAAUUACCUGCAGAAUUCAGUCUUCCUCUUCUGAAAAUCAUCGACUUUCUUCAUCCAAAGGGAAACUCAGAAAGCGCUCUCAGAUGCCUCAAUUACUCGAUAGAAGAUCAAAAGAUGGUCAACAUCCUGUAUCAGCUUUUCUUGGGCGAAUUGAACCCCGUUUCUGAUAAGACACAGAUCCACGCCAAAGCACCUGAUCGUCUCAAAAUAAGCAUUGCCAAGAUGUUAUUACGAUCAUCUUCCGCCGCCAAAACGUUUCCCGCCUCGCUGCAAGUCACUUUCGAACUGCUGAGAGACGACCUAAAAUCCCAAGCUCGAGGAGUAGCCUACGACUGGCUCCAUCAUCUGAAAGCCGAGUCCGCGAUAAACCCUAAGAUCGUUCCAAUUCUUCUCGAAAGAAUUUACAAAAUCCUCGCUGCAGAGGACUCCACUGACGAUGAUCGGCUCUUGAAUCUCAUUCCGUAUUUGAUCGAGUUAAAUGCCGCCGCAUUCUCUUCAAAGAUUCUUGACCUUGUGGAUAUUUUGCUGAAGGGAUUACAUCGGACCCCGUCCGUCACAGCACCGAUUCUUGCACUGUGUAAAAUUGGGUCUGCGGAUCCACAUCGUGAGCGGCUGUUAAUGAAGAUAAAUGGACAAUCGCCGCCUGCUGGUAAUAAAUGGUUUCUAAAUUGUCUUUUGGAAGCUGUUGCGAUUCUUGUUCCGUUUGAUCCAGACGUGGGGCCACACCGACUCUUCUUGUUGGACACUAUCUGCGAUGUUAGAGUCCCUGCGGAAUCGCGCGAAUUGGCCGCCAAGUUGCUCGGAAUCGUCAAUCAGAUUGGAAACACUCUGACCAGCUCAGAGCAGAUUCUGAGCCAGCUGGAGCUUCUGGAAUGCACAGUUCGAGCAAAGCGCCCACUUGAGUCCUCUGAAUUCAUCGUCAAAACCGUCAAUACUUUCCGCCCAGAGAAGAUCUGUCAGUUCCUCCAAGGCCACUCGUUCGCUAUCAACAUGGCGGCCUCGUCACUACUCGCGACGCAAAUGAAAAAGACGGAUUUCGCCACAUACGCGCCGUUAUUCGAAUUCGACGAGAAGGUGGAUGGGGCACGAAAAUCCGCUUUUCAAAUGGCCUUGGCGGUCUACUGCGGUCGCAUGCAGGAUGACGAGAGUAUGUUACGGUCGAUCGAAUUAAUCCAGAGUAUGAUGGACAACCCGUGGACGAGUCACUCUGGCGUUGUUCUCGAGCGCCUGUUAACAUGCUUGGGCUACGUUUCCUCCCGUGUUCAGAUUGAAAAAAGCCUGGUGGAGCAGACUGGCAAAUGUCUCUCACAUGAACAUGAAAAGGUCAAAAUUGCCGCCAUUCGCGCGCUGGCGCACUUUUCGGGCUCCCCCUUCAUGCAAGAUGAUGACACGGUCGAGCUGUUUGACGGUUUUGACAUCGAAAGUGCUGAUCUCCGUGUCCGACCGCGAAUCGUCGAAGCGAUCCUGGAUCGGACAUUCCACAAGGCAAAGGGGAAGCAAAAAGGAACUGGGAUUUGGCUGGCCGCGUUGUGCGACGCGGGAAAAACGAGUGAGCUGUCAGAGGAACUCAACAAGCAGCUAUUUUGUGGUCUGCUAAAUAGACUCUUACUUAGUUCUGAAGAAUCCACUUAUUGUGCCAAAGGUCUCCGAAAAUUCCACGCUGUCUCUUCCGAGGAGCAGAGGAGGACGUUUUCGAAUAUUCUCAAUCUCGUCAUCGCACACGGAAAAGUGCCAGAAAAGGAUGGAAAGCUUGCCGAAAGAAAGAUUCCUUUAGAAGAUGCUAUGGGCUUGAAGGACUUGUUGAAGAUCAUUUUGGAAUUGAAGAUUAAUGAUCACGUCUUUGAUCUACUAAGCCUUGGUCUGACUGGUGACUUGACCGCAGUGAAGAAUAUCGAUGAGAAGAGCAUCAAACUUCUCGCCCCCGAUCUGCUUCUCAUGGUCAACCAUAAAAAUGACUCGAUUAGAAGCAUCGGCAAAAAUAUCUUUCAAGCAUUCGAAGUAUCAAAAAGAAUUGACAGUUUGCUCAAAAAUUGUCUGGAUAAGUGUCUAGAGCGGAUACAGGGAUUCGACGGGGACUACCGCGAGGCUGCGAAUCGAACACUUCCUGUCCUGUUGCAACACUUGAGCGCGGAUGUCAAUGUACUCCCGCCGGAAAGGUUUAUCGACCUCUGGAACUGCGUGCUCAGAUGUUGUGAUGAUACACGCGAUAAUGUCAAGGCCGUCGCCACUACGAGCUGUUUAGAACUGAUGAAAUUCACCAUUCGCGUUGUUAAUGAAGCCAGCGUCAUUCCGAACUGGAUCAAGCCCAUGCUUGACAUUAUUGUUGAUGAAUAUCUUGACUCUGCAACAACAACAAACGUGCUCUUGUUCCCAUAUGCAACGAAACUGAUCCCGAUUCUAAUCCAGAAAUGCGCAGUCAGCGAGCAAGUAAACAUCUCCAAAGGAGCUACACGAAGUCAAAACUACGCCGAAGUCGAACAAGAAACACUCGAGAAAACUAAACACUCUGAGUUCCUUCGUGUUGGAUACAAAAUCGUCGACAACGACAACUUCCCCCAGAGUGGAGAAAACUACUUCGAAUACGCGGAGGCAGGCACAGAAUCUUCUCUUGGCUCGGCAAUCGCGUCUUCCGUAAAGAAGCUCAGCGAGGAUCAGCGGCCCCAGAUGGCCGCUUUGUGCUGGCUGGGCCGAUUCGAUAAGGCACAGGGAACUUCUUUUGAAAAUGGCUGGGACAACGGAGAAUAUCAAGUUCGCCCAUAUGCCGAAGAAAUAUUCGACCUAGCAAGCAAAGCCGCCCGUUCACCAUCAUGGAACUUUCGUGCUCAGGGGAUCGAAGCUCUCUGCGCCGCUACUGAAAGUAGGCAAGUUGUUCCUAGAAGAUUGAUCAAGUCCGUUCACUUUGCCUUGGAUCAACGAUUUUUCAACGGAAAAGAGAAGCUGCUCGAGGCUGUUGGCUUGUUAAGCCAGCUUGCAGAGGAUGAUCCAACCUUUGUCGAUUAUGUAAACUUGCUGAUCGGGAAUCGAAAUCCGGAAACGCUAGCUACAAAGAAAAGUGCCUGA
Oikopleura dioica is the source of this 3696-nucleotide messenger RNA. The record is from the annotation of a GenBank genome assembly. NCBI's taxonomy places the organism in Eukaryota, Metazoa, Chordata, Appendicularia, Copelata, Oikopleuridae.